This is a messenger RNA of Penaeus indicus, 772 nucleotides long. RefSeq names its product calcium and integrin-binding family member 3-like (gene Cib2). Gene Ontology annotation, molecular function: calcium ion binding; magnesium ion binding. Bases 66 to 635 code for a protein of 189 amino acids. Gene Ontology annotation, biological process: calcium ion homeostasis. The record is from RefSeq and is a predicted model, not a curated record. The transcript has 6 exons. NCBI's taxonomy places the organism in Eukaryota, Metazoa, Arthropoda, Malacostraca, Decapoda, Penaeidae.
CCAGACUGACCGGAGGCUGAGUUUGCGGAGGAGGGUGCAUCAACCAGCGAAGGGAGAGCGUCACAAUGGGUAAUAAAGUCGUCGCCUUCACUGAAGAACAGCUCGAUGAAUACCAGGCCUGUACCUUCCUCUCAAGAAAGGACAUCUUGAGAGCGCAGCGCAUGUUCCGGCAGCUGAGCGAGUGCCAUCUGCCCCCUGUAGUGGAGCGCGAGUGUGCCGCCUCUCUCACUGUGCCUUAUGCUGCUCUCGACACGUUAACGGAACUCAGGGAGAAUCCCUUUCGACGGCGAGUGUGCGAAGUGUUCAGCACCAACGCAUCGGCUUCCCUCACGUUCGACCAGUUCCUUGAGAUGUUCUCGGUGUUCAGCGAGCACGCGCCGAGGGACAUCAAGGCGAUAUAUGCCUUCAGGAUAUAUGAUUUUGACGGCGAUGGAUUCCUCGGCGAGUCGGACCUUCUGCACACUGUGAAGCAUCUUUCCCAUGACUUGCUAACCCCCGACGAAUACAACACUAUUGUUGCUAAGGUGUUGGAGGAAGCAGACGUGGACUGCGACGGACGCCUCUCUCAGUCGGAGUUCAUUCACGUGAUCCUGAAGUGUCCUGAUUUCGUGCCCAAUUUCCAUAUCAGGAUCUGAGCUAUUUCAGCGACGACUCAGGCGAACGGAGCUGCAACUUCGUCCGGUUUCAUUUGAUUAAUGGAAACUAAUUUUCUUCUGCUUUAUUAAUGUAUUUAUAACCCAGCUGUGAGGAAAUAUAACGCAAAUUUGCAUUG